CCAGUACCGCGGCGUCAGCUGAGCGCGAUCGACGCCAUAUUUGUUAUUUAAAACUUUUUAAUUUUUACUUAUUAAAAAUGUCGCACCAAGGACCUGCGUUCGAUGUGAACGCGAUGACGUUGACGCGAUGGGUGCUUGCACAGCAGAGGACGGCACCUUCGGCCACGGGGGAUCUCACACAGCUGCUCAACUCCAUUCAGACGGCGGUCAAGGCCAUUCAGUCGGCUGUCAGGAAAGCCGGUAUUGCUAAAUUGCAUGGCAUCUCUGGAGACACGAACGUGCAAGGCGAGCAGGUCAAGAAGCUGGACGUGCUGUCCAAUGACCUGUUCAUCAACAUGCUCAAGUCUUCCUUCACCACCUGUCUUCUGGUGUCCGAGGAGAACGACACCGUUAUCCAGGUGGAAACAGAGCGUCACGGGAAAUACAUCGUGUGCUUCGAUCCUCUGGACGGGUCGUCCAACAUCGACUGUUUGGUGUCCGUCGGUUCUAUCUUUGCCAUUUACAAGAAACAAUCAGACGGCGAGCCAUCAGUGUCCGACGCCCUUCGCCCCGGCAGAGAGCUCGUGGCGGCAGGCUAUGCUUUAUACGGCUCUGCUACCAUGAUGGUGCUAUCUCUUGGUACUGGCAGAGGAGCACAUGGCUUCAUGUACGAUCCUAGCAUUGGGGAGUUCAUCCUGACUGAUCCUAAUAUGAAGAUUCCGGAGAAGGGGAAUAUAUAUUCUUUAAAUGAAGGUUACGCCGCGGAAUGGGAGCCAGGCCUAAAGAAGUACGUAGAAGAGAAGAAGAACCCGAGCAGCGGGAAGGCAUACGGCGCGCGCUACGUCGGCUCCAUGGUGGCUGACGUGCACCGCACCAUCAAGUAUGGCGGCAUCUUCAUGUAUCCUGCCACCAAGUCCGCUCCCAAUGGAAAGCUCCGUCUCCUUUACGAAUGCAAUCCGAUGUCGUUCAUCGUGACAGAAGCGGGCGGCAUCGCCUCCAACGGCAAGAUCCCCAUCCUGGACAUCAAACCCACGGCCAUACACCAGCGCGCCCCGUGCUAUCUCGGCUCCAAGAAGGACGUAGAAGAACUGCUCCAGCAUUUGAAGUGAAACUUAUUAGCUGAGAAACUUUUGCUUAAUAUAAAUGUGUCAAAAGUUCUUAGAUGGAGAUUUUUCUCUUGGAAACUUACAUUUUCGAGAAUAUUCCAUGAAAGUCAAUAAGAAUUAAGACUGAAAAUAUACGUAUCGAUUUUA
Molecule: messenger RNA, 1232 nt
Organism: Leguminivora glycinivorella
Lineage: Eukaryota; Metazoa; Arthropoda; Insecta; Lepidoptera; Tortricidae
Gene: fbp
Product: fructose-1,6-bisphosphatase 1
Exons: 6
Coding region: 78-1088 (336 amino acids)
Biological process (GO): fructose metabolic process; fructose 6-phosphate metabolic process; gluconeogenesis
Cellular component (GO): cytoplasm; cytosol
Molecular function (GO): fructose 1,6-bisphosphate 1-phosphatase activity
Source: RefSeq, a predicted model, not a curated record